AAUGAGAAAAAAGUUGGUAAAAACCACCACCAGAGGUCCAAUGAAGAAAACCGGUGCGUCUAAAAGCGACAACUAAGCACCAAGCGCCUUUUGGUUUAAAAACUUGACUGCUAGUGUUUGUGUCUAAUGCUUUUCAGCUGCAGAGCAUGUAGUUUCUUUUAUUUUGAACCUGGAGCACACCAUGAGUCGACGGAAAAGCAGUAUUUUACUACCCUUCAACACCACGGCGAGCAAAGCCGGCAAUCAGACCGAAAAUGCUUCUCAUGUUCGAAGUAGAAAGACUCCUGCAAAAAGAAGAAGAACCCAAGUUGAAGUGUUGGAAACACGCUCGGAUGAAAAUAACCUUGAAGUGUAUGAUGACCUGAAACAAAAAAUGUGGAGCAUUUAUCGUGUUGCUGACUUAAACAACUUCAACUACCAAAAGCCAGGCACAUUUCCAAGAUAUGGACGUAUUUUAUCUCGACAUCUAGUUCACUCCUUCACUCAGCCUGUCACGUUACAGGCAACAUUUUUGGAAAAACCUGAUUUUAAAGGCUUUGAAGGUGAAAACCCACCAGUUCAUAUUAAAGUUGAAGACAUACAGUUAAAUACCCCUCGGCUUGUAUAUGAAGGCAUCCUUUUUUCAGCUCAUGCAGCUGUAGACUCAAAAGUUGAAGGAGCUGCUUAUUUACCAGUUCUCUUGGCAAGAGGGCCCAUACCUGUUCGAAACAAGGUUCACGAAUGUCUAACCGCAGUUUUUUCUUCCGCCAUUCACGAAGUUUCAUUUCCUCCUGAAGAAAUGCAGUGGAUGAUUGCAGCUUGGUCAGGCUUUCUAAAUGAGUCCCAAAAAAAUAAAGAAGUGAACUUUCUAUAUGGCCUUCCGGCAAAGCCAGACACAAUCCAAUGUCAGUAUUCUGUGAAUUUCAUCAAAGACCUUUGGAGAUGCAUCCAUGACCAAGACAGCCUAGUUGUAGAACUGAAUGAAGUCAAGAAAUUCCAUGAUGUCCUGGUGAGGCAUACGUAUCAAACGCUCGGUCUCAACUUGGCCGCCGUUCCAUUGGUCAUAUACAGAACACCUGACUUUGAAAUACAUGCCACUGGAAAAGUUAAAGUGAGAACUGUCGAAUUCGUCCCGAGGAUUUUACACUUUAUCGCAGACUUGUGUGAAACCCGAAAUAGAAUGGAUUUAAACGAGUCAUAACCAGAAAAAUGUUCAUGAACCCCUUAACCACUGCCGGUGAGAUCUUUUUCUUUUCCGAAAGAUUCAUUGAACGACAAACAGUUAAAUGGCUUUCUCUUGGACUUAAUUUCCUUCCCAUUUUGGUCAUACCACAAUCCAUCUGGGGAGAAAGUGAUCAUUGUUUUACCCUCAUAGUGGAUAACAUAUUGUAUUUCUGCUCCAAUAGCCAAGUGCAGCAUUUCUACUUCUCCGUAAAAGAAUUUUAUGUUUGUACAAAUGAUAAAAAUUCAUUAAAAGAGGAAAAAGCUCUAGAGCUGAAACCCACUGCGGACCCGGGUAGGAACUCGGGAUCUCGUACACAGAUGGGGUCUCUAUCUAAGUUAUGAAUUGCCGUUUUAACCAUUACAAAGCUCCUACUAGACAACCGCUUUUAUCUUUCUCACCUCGUUCUCACAUUUUUUUU
Daphnia carinata is the source of this 1622-nucleotide messenger RNA. Its product is annotated as centromere protein L-like. The record is from RefSeq and is a predicted model, not a curated record. Lineage: Eukaryota; Metazoa; Arthropoda; Branchiopoda; Diplostraca; Daphniidae. The coding region runs from base 182 to 1180 and encodes 332 amino acids. The transcript is spliced from 6 exons.